AUUGGCAAAGUUAGCAGAGGAAAACGAUAUGUCUGAAGCCGUCGUUGAAGAGCAGGACGCCUCUCGUUGUUCCAUUUGUUUGGAGCCAUUGAAGGAUCCAGUCACCAUUCCAUGUGGACACAGCUACUGCAUGAAGUGCAUCAGUGUUUUUUGGGACAAGAAGAGGAAAGAGUACAGCUGCCCUCAAUGCAGAGAGACAUUUACUACACGGCCUGUCCUGAAGAAAAACACCAUCCUAGCUGAACUGGUGGAGAAAAUGAAAAAGAGCAGUGCUUCUCAGACUACCUCUCCUGCUCUUCCUGCUGCUGCUGCUGCUGUUGCUGCUUCGUAUGCUGGACCAGGGGAUGUGGAGUGUGACUUCUGCACUGAAAGAAAACUGAAAGCUGUCAAGUCGUGUCUGGUGUGCAUGGUCUCUCUCUGUCAGACACACAUCGAGCCUCAUCUCAACUUCCCUGCCCUGAAGAAUCACAAACUGGUCCAGGCCUCCACACGUCUAGAGGAGAAGAUCUGCCCUCAGCACACCAAGCUGAUGGAGGUGUUUUGUCGUACUGAUGAGAAGUUUAUUUGCAUGCAGUGCACCAUGGAGGACCACAAGGGCCAUGAUACAGUAACAGCAACAGUGGAACAGAACGUGAGAGAGACACAGACAGCGUGUCUGAAGGAAAUCGAGGAGACGGAGAAGAAAGUGCUGGAGACGCGGGAGACUGUGACAUCUCACCUGCGUUCUACCCAAGAGGCAGAGCAGCAGAGUGAGAAGAUCUUCACAGAGCUGCUGGAGUCUAUUGAGAGGAGACGCUCUGAGGUGAAAGAGCUGAUCAGAGCUCAGCAGAAGGCAGCGGUGAGAGACGCUGAAGAUGUUUUGGAGAAACUGGAGCAGGAGCUGGCUGAGUUGAGGAGAGGACACGCUGACUUGGAGAAGCUCUCGGUUGAGGAAGAUCACGUCAAUUUCCUCCAGGCUUUUCAGGCCCUCGAAUCCUCUGUGUCCAAAACGUCAUCCAGCAUCAGUCCCAGUCCACAAGUGUCGUUUAAUGACUUGAUUACAUCUGUGUCUGCCUUGAAGAGGGGAGUGGAGGAACUAUGCAAACAGGAUGUGAUUGAGAUAUCUGGAGAAGUGGCCAGUGUGGAGAGCGUUGUCCCUGAGGAGCCAAGCACCAGGGAGGACUUCUUGAAGUACUCCUGUGCCCUCACCCUGGAUCCAAACACGGCCCACAAAGAGAUCUCUCUGUCUAAGAGGAACAAGAUGGCGAUGCACAGAAAGUCCCAGACCUAUCCAGAUCAUCCAGACCGAUUCCAGUUUAGCCCACAGGUGCUGUGUGAGCAGGGCUUCAGUAGACGCGUUUAUUGGGAGGUAGAGCUGGAUCUGAAGCAGACUGACUCUUAUGUUGAUGUUGCAGUAGCUUACAAGAGCAUAACCAAGGGAAAGAAUUGGGGAACUCUGGCCUUCUACAGCGUGGAAGACGAUGGCACAAUGGCCCUUCUACACAGAGUUCAGGCGGAGUUCAUAGAACCCCUUCAUCCUGGGUUCCGUGUGAGUCCUCAUGCAUCUGUAGAACUGCUCUGA
Molecule: messenger RNA, 1561 nt
Organism: Engraulis encrasicolus (European anchovy)
Lineage: Eukaryota; Metazoa; Chordata; Actinopteri; Clupeiformes; Engraulidae
Product: E3 ubiquitin-protein ligase TRIM47-like
Exons: 7
Coding region: 29-1561 (510 amino acids)
Molecular function (GO): zinc ion binding
Source: RefSeq, a predicted model, not a curated record